Dissoconium aciculare CBS 342.82 is the source of this 2004-nucleotide messenger RNA. Its product is annotated as 2-isopropylmalate synthase. Gene Ontology annotation, biological process: L-leucine biosynthetic process. Gene Ontology annotation, molecular function: 2-isopropylmalate synthase activity. The record is from RefSeq and is a predicted model, not a curated record. Gene Ontology annotation, cellular component: mitochondrion. Lineage: Eukaryota; Fungi; Ascomycota; Dothideomycetes; Mycosphaerellales; Dissoconiaceae. The transcript is spliced from 3 exons. Bases 1 to 2004 code for a protein of 667 amino acids.
AUGACCAUGCUCAAAGAUCCUUCGAAAAAGUACCGCAAAUUCAAACCUCUCAACAUCCCUGAUCGUCAAUGGCCUUCGAAGACAAUCGACAAGGUUCCACGUUGGCUGGCGACCGACUUACGCGAUGGCAAUCAAUCCUUGGUUGACCCCAUGGACGGCGAGCAGAAAUGGAAUUACUUCAAGAUGCUGGUGCGAUUAGGGUACAAGGAGAUUGAGAUUUCAUUUCCCGCGUCUGGAGCGACCGAUUUCGACUUUACAAGGAGAUUGGUGACGACGCCGGGCGUCGUGCCCGAUGACGUCUGGUUGCAAGUCCUUUCGCCGUGCCGGAAAGAGCUGAUCAAACGGACCGUGGAGAGCUUGCGCGGGGCGAAAAAGGCGAUUCUACAUCUCUACCUGGCUACAAGCCCGUGUUUCCAACAAAUCGUCUUCGGCAUGAACAAUGAGCAAAGUCUUGCGCUUGCGGUCGAGUGUACAAAGUACGCACGAUCGCUCACUAAGGACGACCCAAAUUCCGGAGUAGAAGAAUGGGCAUACGAGUUCUCGCCUGAGACUUUUUCAGACUCAGAUCCUGAUUUCGUGGUGGAGGUCUGUGAGGCUGUCAAGGCUGCAUGGGAGCCGUCAGUGGAGAACAAAAUCAUCUUCAACCUUCCAGCUACGGUUGAGAUGAGCACACCAAACGUUUACGCUGAUCAGAUCGAGUACUUCUGUCGCCAUAUCUCGGAGCGGGACAAGAUCGCCGUCUCCCUGCAUCCACACAACGAUCGAGGCUGCGCAGUGGCAGCGUCCGAACUUGCGCAAAUGGCAGGGGCCGACAGGGUGGAGGGCACUCUCUUCGGUAAUGGCGAGCGGACGGGAAAUGUCGACCUUGUCACCCUCGGCUUAAAUCUCUACACACAAGGCAUCCAUCCUGGCAUCGACUUCUCAGAUCUCAACAGUGUCAUUGAUGUUGUAGAGAAAAGCACAAAGAUUCCUGUACAUCCCCGCGCUCCCUAUGGUGGCCAACUUGUCGUCUGCGCCUUUUCAGGAUCUCAUCAAGAUGCGAUCAAAAAGGGUUUCAAUAAGCGGACGACUGAGGGUGCUGGUCACGAAGAUCCGUGGGUCAUGCCAUAUCUGCCACUUGAUCCCCAGGACAUUGGACGGACUUACGAAGCGGUUAUUCGUGUCAACAGCCAGUCUGGCAAAGGUGGUGUCGCUUGGAUUAUUCAACGUACUCUUCAAUUGGACCUCCCGCGUGGAUUGCAAGUCGCGUUUUCCAGAAUCAUCCAGACCAAGACCGAUCAGGUUGGCCGCGAGUUGCUCGCUAACGAGAUCAAGGAUCUCUUCGUGGAUGCCUACCAUUUGAAUCGCAAUCCUCGAUUCGCCCUCAUUGAUUAUGACAUCACAAGCGAACGAACCGCCGAUCCUACAGCACAGCCAGUCGAAGGAAAAACGGCCACGAAUCGUAAUCUUCGCCGGAAGUUCAAGGGUGUUAUCGAAAUUGACGGCCACGAGCAUCAUCUCGAAGGAUCUGGAAAUGGUGCUCUCUCCGCACUCGCGGACGCGCUCAAGAACUUGGGAAUCGAUUUGGACAUCGUAGGUUACACAGAGCAUGCUAUCCAAGGUACCAGUCCAUGGGGCCGUGAAUCGCAGGCCGCCGCCUACAUUGAGUGUACAGCGGCGGGCUCGAGUGAGAAAGUGUGGGGUGUCGGCAUCCACGAGGAUGUGGUGCAAUCAUCGUUGUUUGCUCUGCUUGGCGCAGCUUCUUCGUUCCUCUCCUCAAGGCCGUCGACGCCUAUUCCAUUCCGACCGAAACGCGGGAACACUUUCAGUAUCACACAUUCUCCGCUUGACGCCGUGGAAAAUACCGAAGGCGCAGAGGGAACUCAAACUCCGGCGGUCGACCUCACAGACAUCAAGGCAACUUUGAACGGAGCUCCAUCAAGUGCGCCGGAUGUAGCGACGUCGAAUGUGCAAGCAACACCUGCCCAGGAGGAGGCGUCGACUGUGCAGGAAUCAAAACCGUAA